UCAUUAUUAGCCAAUAGAUUCAUGUGGACAUGUGUUUAAAGGCAGUGCUGUUUAGAGAUCUGCUUAUCUUUGCAGGUUACAAUGGAUCGAGGAGUAUUGAGAGUGAUUUUGCUGGCCGCUUUUCUCAUUUUCUCAACUUCAGAUCCUGUUAAGAAGGAACAAAAAGUGGAUAUUUACAGUUUCUACAUUAACUCUACUGUGACCAGUCGAUACGCCACCACAGUCAUCACAAGCUGUGUGGCAAACAGACUUAAUGAAUCUCAGGAGAUUUUCUUUGAAGUGAAGAUACCCAAGAAUACCUUCAUCAGCAAAUUCAGAAUCAUCAUAGAUGGAAAGAGCUAUGAUGGAGUUGUGAAGGAGAAACCUCAGAAGCAUUACAUUCAAGCAGUUUCACAAAGACCAAGUGCUGAAAUCAUCAAGUCUGUUGGAAGGACAUUAGAAGAUCAUAAAACAUCAGUGAAAGUGGCCGCUGGCGGUAAAGUCACAUUUGAGUUGACUUAUGAGGAACUGCUAAAGCGUCGCCUUGGCAAAUAUGAGCUGCUCAUCAAUGCACAACCAAUGCAGACGGUGGCAGAUUUCAAGAUUAAUGUACACAUCCAUGAGAAACCAGGAAUUUCCUUCUUGGAAGUGAAAGGAGAUCUGAGCACCGAUGAUCUGGCCAAUGCCAUCAAAACCACCAGAGCUGACAAAGAUGCAUGGGUGACCUUCUUCCCCACUAAAAAUCAGCAGACCAAUUGCAAAAACUGUGAUAAAAAUGGGUUGAAAGGAUACCUGCUCAUUACAUAUGAUGUUGAAAGACAAAAUCAUAUUGGUGAAAUGACAGUAUCAAACGGGUAUUUUGUCCACAACUUUGCACCCUCAGGUCUUCCACGCAUUUCCAAAAAUGUGGUGUUUAUUAUUGACCGAAGUGCCUCUAUGGGCGGCAAAAAAAUGUGGCAGACACGUUUGGCACUGCUAAGGAUUUUGAGCGAUCUUGCUGAGGACGAUCACUUUGGAUUGAUCACCUUUGACCAUCGAAUUGAACUCUGGAAGCGUGAACUCCUUAAAGCUACUAAGGCAAACCUGGAUGAUGCAAAAUCUUUCGUGAAGAACAUUGAGGACCGCGGAUCCACAGACAUAAACGCUGCAGUGCUGGAAGGAGUAAAGAUGAUCAAUCGGCACCCACAAGAGGGAACGGCCUCGAUCUUAAUUCUACUGACUGAUGGAGAUCCCACAACAGGUGAAACAUAUUUAACAAGAAUUCUGUCUAAUGUGAGAAAGGCCAUUGGGUCAAAGUUUCCCCUCUAUUGUCUUGGUUUCGGAUAUGAUGUGAGUUUUGAUUUCCUAACACAAAUGUCACUGGAAAAUAAUGGAGUUGCUCGCAGAAUAUAUGAGGAUUCUGAUGCCGAUCUACAGCUGCAGGGCUUUUAUGAUGAAGUUGCCAUCCCACUCCUAACUGAUAUUCAACUUAACUACAUAGGAGUCUCAGAUCUUACCCAGAACAAUUUUACCUUGUACUUCAAUGGCUCUGAAAUUGUGGUAUCCGGUAAAAUUACAGACAACAAUGUGGAGAGCAUCAGCACUGAUUUCAUUGCAAUAUCAAAAGGCAAUAAGGUGACGUACCAUGAUGCUGUAAUAACAAAAGAUGUAACUGAUGUCCUACCUAAAGAUUUUAUGGAAAGACUGUGGGCCUACCUUACAGUGAAACAACUUCUGGACAAACAUCCAGUACAAGAGGCUGUAAAGAAAGAAGCUCUCAAACUUUCACUCAAAUAUCAGUUUGUUACACCUCUCACAUCUAUGUUUGUUACCAAGCCACAGAAAGUAGGGAGCCAUAAGAUACAUUCAGAAGCACCACAUUUAACAUGUGAGAUGCUUUGGUUGACACCUAGUGACUGUGAUGAAGGGAUAACUUUAGAUUUCCCGAUGAGGCCAGUCAGCCAUGAUGACUAUGAUUUUCAGAUCAAAAGGCCUGUGUUUUAUGCUUCGUUUUAUUUGGCAGCUGGAGAAAACAGUAAUCGUUUUUUGCUGGCUGCUGAUGGUCAGUCUAAACCACUUUGUUUUGAUGUUCUUCUUCAUCACAAACUCAGACUGUUGGAGGAUUCCUCUAGAGAGUUUUAUAUGAAUGGAGAAUCCCAGACAACUAAAACAGGAUUUUCUAAAAUUGCCUUUCAUUAUAAAAAGACCCAUAAUCUCACAAUAACCACAAACUCCAUCAGUUACCGUAAUGACCAAGACAAUGUUGACUUACUGUGGGGCCAAAACUUUGCCCUAUCUUACACUGAUGGUGUGGAUCUGAUCAUAACGCACAAUAAAAUCAACGUUAGCAUGGGGGAUUUCAGUGUCUCCGUUCUUCUUCAUAAGAAUGAUGGGGGGGUGUAUCUGUGGCCUGCUGUUCAACAAUAUCCACAAGAUGGCAGCCCAACAGGCAUUUUUGGCAAAUACAAUAUUUCAUAUGAAAAGGCUCAUGAAUUCAACAAUCCAACUCUAAAGAUUAUGGACAAGAAUGUGAAUGUAAGAUGGGUCUAUCUGAAAGACUCCACAAAGCAUUCAACUCCUAAUGUCCAUUGUUGGCUUGUGUCGUUCGAUGAUGUGAUGAACAGAAACAUUUCUGAUUUUAUUGUUACUCAGAUAUAGAGUUCAAAGCACAAAAAAAGUGUCAUCUGAUAUAUUUUGAUGGUUCAUUUAUUCUUUCAAGUAAAUGCUUAAGUGGUUGAAUCACCAAAUUUAAUAAAGCACAUUACAAGUGACAUACAA
Molecule: messenger RNA, 2736 nt
Organism: Misgurnus anguillicaudatus (oriental weatherfish)
Lineage: Eukaryota; Metazoa; Chordata; Actinopteri; Cypriniformes; Cobitidae
Source: RefSeq, a predicted model, not a curated record